AUGGAGGAGAGUCCUCUUUAUGAACACAAAGAAUUUGAGCCAGGAGAAGAAUGUGACACAUGGGAGGUAAGCAGAUCACGGGUCCAUCUUGGAACAUUGAUCGGCAGUGGAGCUUUUGGACGAGUGCAUGCAGCACAACUGGAUAUGCCUGGUGGAGAAACCAUUAUUGUGGCUGCUAAAAUGUUGACAGACAAUGCGUCUGGAGAAGAAAUGCAAGAUUUUCUUCGUGAAAUCGCGAUGUUAAAGCACCUAGAGAAAAGAGGAAAGCUGUACCCCAGGAAAGAUAGCGUCAAAUCCACUAGCCAUAUAAAUGGAAGACCAUCUGAGACAGACACCGAAUACACGAACAUCAGUGAUUCGGAUCCACCUUUAGAAGAAUCCGAGGCCAAGUGCUACACGAAUUCAGACCAAGAGAUCAAGUGUAAGCACCAGUACGUAGCUGAACCAGCAUUACACCUGGACAGCACCACGAUGCGAGAUUAUGCCCUUCAGGUGGCGUUGGGAAUGCAGCAUUUGGAAGCACGAGGGAUAACCCAUCGGGACUUAGCAGCGCGGAACAUUCUAGUAGAUGGCGCUGGUGUUUUGAAAGUCGCGGAUUUUGGUCUCUCUCGAUCUGGAAUUUACGUCCACACAAGAUCCAGGCCGGUCCCGCUGAGGUGGCUAGCCCCGGAAGCCAUUUUCAACUCACAAUAUAGUAGCGCAACGGAUGUCUGGGCGUUUGCUGUUCUGCUUUGGGAAAUAGCUACUUUUGGUGGAUUUCCUUACGCUGAGCUUAGUAAUCAGGAAGUACCCGAAUACUUAACAAGAGGUGGUCGCCUAUCAAAGCCUGUGAGAGCUUCGCAACGUUUGUAUCAACUGAUGGAGGAAUGUUGGUCAGAAGACGCAAACCUUCGGCCUACAUUCACCCAAAUCGUCAAUAGACUUACUGUCCAGAACCAACUAUAUGUAGAUUUAGACUGUGUAUUUCCACCUUUAGAGGAAAAUUUCUCUGAACACGAAAAUAGUAUGGACUAUACCUUCGAUGCGGACAGUGAAAAUGUAUUUCACACGUAA
Molecule: messenger RNA, 1053 nt
Organism: Leptosia nina
Lineage: Eukaryota; Metazoa; Arthropoda; Insecta; Lepidoptera; Pieridae
Source: the annotation of a GenBank genome assembly